Molecule: messenger RNA, 273 nt
Organism: Closterium sp. Yama58-4
Lineage: Eukaryota; Viridiplantae; Streptophyta; Zygnematophyceae; Desmidiales; Closteriaceae
Source: the annotation of a GenBank genome assembly
AUGCCCUUGCGCCCUUCGCUCCUGUGUGCGCCCAUCACUGCCGACUCGCUUGAGGUCUUCGCUCAGCCAACCCGCUGCAGGCAGCUCAAGGUGUUUCUGUUUAGCAUGAAUAAGAGGGAGACACCUGGCAUGUACAAAGUGCUCUCCACCACCUUCCGCAAAGACGCUCUCUUCGCCCUGGUUUGCGUGCUUCCUUGCUCUUACGUCCCCUCUGCUGUGCGCGCUCUAUCCCGCUCCCUGGUGCAUGAGAGAGAGAAGAAGGUUGUUGUUUGA